Messenger RNA from Trichoplusia ni (cabbage looper), 759 nucleotides. It is a transcript of the gene MSBP, whose product is annotated as membrane-associated progesterone receptor component 1. Gene Ontology annotation, cellular component: membrane; endomembrane system. The record is from RefSeq and is a predicted model, not a curated record. Bases 131 to 655 code for a protein of 174 amino acids. The transcript is spliced from 3 exons. NCBI's taxonomy places the organism in Eukaryota, Metazoa, Arthropoda, Insecta, Lepidoptera, Noctuidae.
GUAAAUAUCCCGUCGGCGUCGAGUUUUAAAACACACUACUGACGACACACGCGCUGACCUUACUAGAGGCUUGAUAAAGUGACGAUAGAGCAGUUUAGUAACCGCCGCCGACGCAAGCACACGUAUCAAAAUGGCAGAAACAAGCUCUCCCACGAUAUGGGAAGAACUCAUGAGCCCAUUGAACAUUGUGUUAAUAGCUAUUAUUGUGUACCUCGUGUAUAAAAUUGUCAAAUCUAACUUUGAAAGCGAAGUGACAGUGGCUGCACCUCCUCCAAGACUUCCCAAACUCAGGAAGGAUCUAACGGUAGCCGAAUUGAAGCAAUACGAUGGUACUCAACCGGACGGCAGAGUACUACUCGCUGUACUCGGAACAAUUUUCGAUGUAACCAGAGGAAAGAGAUUUUACGGCCCCGGUGGUCCAUACUCCGCCUUUGCCGGAAAGGACGCCACCCGUGGUCUUGCUACUGAGAAGGUAGCAGCAUCUGAGACUGAAUACGAUGACUGCAGUGACCUGACUCCUGAUGAAAUCGCUUCUGCCAAAGAAUGGGAAGACCAGUUCAGAGAAAAAUACGAUAUUGUGGGCCGUCUGUUGAAGCCGGGUGAGACCCCGAACAAGUACAGUGACGACGAAACAGAAGAAAAGAAAACACAAUAGAAUAGACAAAAUAUUAUUUGAAACAAUUGAAACGUGAUGUUUCUGAAAUCGGGUGCCUAGGGAAAAUGUUUUAAACGUUAAUAAAAUAUUUUUUUAUAUUAAUA